AUGAGGGACAUCUCCUAUGCAGGGUGUGUUGCUCAAUUGUUUUCUUUUCUCUUCUUCCUUGGAGCAGAGUUUUAUCUCACCACCAUGUCCUACGAUCGCUAUGUUGCCAUCUGGAGACCCCUGCACUAUGAGACCCUCCUGGGCAGCAGAGUUUGUCUCCACCUGGCAGCAGCUGCCUGGGCCUGUGGCUUUCUCAAUGCUCUGCUGCACACAGCCAAUACAUUUUCCCUGCCCCUCUGCCAGGGCAAUGCUCUGCACCAGUUCUUCUGUGAAGUUCCCCAGAUCCUCAAGCUCUCCUGCUCCACCUCCUACCUCAGGGAACUUUGGCUUCUUGUGGUCCCUGCAUUCUUGUCAUGUAUCUGUUUUGUGUUCAUUGUGUUGUCCUAUGUGCAGAUCUUCAGGGCAGUGCUGAGGAUCCCCUCUCAGCAGGGACGCCACAAAGCCUUUGCCACCUGCCUCCCUCACCUGUCUGUGGUCUCCUUCUUUCUCAGCACCAUAAUGUUUGCCCACUUGAAGCCCUCCUCCAUCUCCUCCCCAUCCCUGGACCUGGUGGUGUCAGUUCUGUACUCAGUGGUUCCUCCAGCAGUGAACCCUCUCAUCUAUAGCCUGAGGAACCAGGAGCUCAAAGCUGCCCUGAGCACGUUGAUCCCUGGAUGCCUUGUGAAGCAAUAA
Dryobates pubescens (Downy woodpecker) is the source of this 672-nucleotide messenger RNA. RefSeq names its product olfactory receptor 14J1-like. Lineage: Eukaryota; Metazoa; Chordata; Aves; Piciformes; Picidae. Gene Ontology annotation, cellular component: membrane. The transcript has a single exon. Gene Ontology annotation, molecular function: olfactory receptor activity; G protein-coupled receptor activity. Gene Ontology annotation, biological process: G protein-coupled receptor signaling pathway. The record is from RefSeq and is a predicted model, not a curated record. The coding region runs from base 1 to 672 and encodes 223 amino acids.